Molecule: messenger RNA, 4099 nt
Organism: Stegastes partitus (bicolor damselfish)
Lineage: Eukaryota; Metazoa; Chordata; Actinopteri; Pomacentridae
Gene: mafba
Product: MAF bZIP transcription factor Ba
Exons: 1
Coding region: 500-1726 (408 amino acids)
Biological process (GO): regulation of transcription by RNA polymerase II
Cellular component (GO): nucleus
Molecular function (GO): RNA polymerase II cis-regulatory region sequence-specific DNA binding; DNA-binding transcription factor activity, RNA polymerase II-specific
Source: RefSeq, a predicted model, not a curated record
CUGGAUACCAGAGAGUGGAGAGAGUGAGAGAGGCUAGCCUUUAAAUCUCUGCGGUGCAGAGCUGGAAAAGCUGCUUCUCAGCGAAAAUCAGACGCCCUAUUUACUCAACGCUUAUUCGCUCCUUUUAUUUUCCUGGAGAAAAAAAGGGACUUACAAACCAAGAAGAAGUUGCAACGCGGACUGGUGCCCGUCUCAGCGAACAAACGUGGUAUUUCUUUUACUGUCAUUAUUUAUGUUUUCUUUUCAUGUGUGUGUGAAUACACAUCUGCUGAAGGGACUGAGAGUUUUUUUUUUCUUCUUUUUUUUUUUUUUUUUUUUUAACUUCUGCACUGAGACGCACUGCUUUCUACCUCCUGCCUGGUCUCUCUGCCAGAUUAUCCCAGCAGAAGUAGGCUAUAUGACGCAAACCGUGUGCAGAGCAUUAGUCUGAAAGUUUUCCUCCUCAACUUUUUUUCGUUUUCCUUUUUUUUUUUUUUCUCAACCAAUCACACGGUGUUUCAUGCUACAGCAAGUCAGUGCACAGCGGUGGAUGAGCCAAAAGAACUAUUGCAUGAAACAAGAGAGGAGAGAAGAGACGCUGAUUAAUAAGUCAGUUUUUGCGUCGCUCGCCAGCACCUUUGCAUAUCUGCAAAAGAGUCGCGACAACAACAUGAGUGCAGAGAUGAGCAUGGGCCCGGAACUACCCAGCAGCCCUCUGGCUCUGGAAUAUGUCAACGAUUUUGACCUGAUGAAGUUUGACGUGAAGAAGGAAGGCCUGGCCGGGCUGGAUCGCAACGGAGUGCGCCAGUGUAACCGUCUCCAACCCCAGGGCUCCGUGUCCUCCACCCCCAUCAGUACGCCCUGCAGCUCGGUGCCCUCCUCGCCCAGCUUCAGCCCCACAGAGCAGAAAAACCACCUCGAGGAGCUGUACUGGAUGCCGAACAGCGGGUACCACCAGCAGAUAGACCCGCAGACGCUAAGCUUGACCCCGGAGGACGCGGUGGAGGCCCUGAUCGGAGCCACGGCUCACGGCCACCCUCCGCCUCCGCACGUCCAACAGCAGCUGCAGCAGCAAGGCGCCUUCGAGGGCUACAGGGGCCCGCAUCACCACCACAGCCACCACGGUCACAGCCAGCAGCAUCACCACCCGUACGCGGGGGGCAUCCCGCACCACGCCGAGGAACUGUCCGGGCACCCGGGCGGACACAGCCACCCACACAGCCAGCAUCACCACCAUCACAGCCAGGACCCCGACAGCCCGUCCCCGGUGUCCCCAGAGUCCCACCAGCCGCUCCAUCAUCACCGCCACCACCACCACCACCAUCCGCACGGCCACCUGAGCCAGUCUGGGGCGCACCACGGCUCCGGGGGCGGACUGAACGUGGAGGACCGCUUCUCCGACGACCAGCUCGUGUCCAUGUCGGUGAGGGAGCUCAACAGACACCUGCGGGGCUUCACCAAGGACGAGGUCAUCCGCCUGAAGCAGAAGAGGAGGACCCUGAAGAACCGGGGCUACGCGCAGUCCUGCCGGUUCAAGCGGGUGCAGCAGAAGCACGUGCUGGAGAACGAGAAGACGCAGCUGAUGAACCAGGUGGAGCAGCUGAAGGCGGAGAUCAGCCGGCUGGCGAGGGAGCGGGACGCCUACAAACUCAAGUGCGAGAAACUGACGGGGUCGGGGGCCAAUAACGGGUUCCGCGAGGCUGGCUCGACCAGUGACAACCCUUCAUCACCAGAGUUCUUCAUGUGAGUUUGUCGCAGCCUUGUUUUUUUUUUCUCUCGCGAACCUCACCACCACCACCCUCACAAACAAACAAACUUUACCUCCCCACCUCCUCCUCCUCCACCAUCCCCCCCACCUUUCCUUUCUCCACCAACGACUGACUUUGCUGAUGAACAAAAAAAAAAAUAAUAAUCCACACCUCCCAUACUGUUUGAUUAUACUAAUAACGGUAACAAUUAUAUUCAUAUUAGAAGAAUAAUCCAUCAGAUAGUACUCUCAUAUAUAACCAUCUCUCCAUCCACGUGUCAACUGAGAUACAAAGAGCAACGUAGAGUGUCUGACCAGUCGCAGCAUCUUUGUAGAUUAGUUGCUUGUAGUGAAGAGACUUUUUUUUUUUUUUUUUUUUUUGGUUCUUCUUCAAAGAAGAGGAUCGGCUGAUGAACUUUCUUUUUUUUUUCUUUUUCUCUCUCUCUCCUUUGAGGCUUUUGAAUAAUCUGUAAGUAGUGUGGGAUGGCGUCGAGGCAGUUGUCUUUGUAAUUUUGUUCUCCAAAAACGAUGACAUGGUUAUGAAACAACAAGCAGGCCUGGCCUCGCAGCCUGCAACACACCAGACCCUCAUUCGACAAGUGGGGUCCCCCGCAAACUGAGAAGAUCUCCCAAAAAAAAAAAAUUAAAAAAAAAAAAAAAAAAAAAGAAGGAAAAAAAAAAAAGCGGGACUCCACUUUAUGCAAAUUGAAACUUCUGUCUACUAAACCCGUCACAGGGGGGACAUUUUAUGCAACAUCUCAUUGAUUUAUUGCCUGCUUGGUUAUAUUCGAAUAUAUAUUGAAACAAAAAAUCUGCAUUAAAUAUUAAUCCUGCAUGCUGGACAUGUACGGUAAUAAUUUCUAUUUUGUACUUUCAUCUUCUUCGUGUAUAUUAAGAGCAUGUUGUUGAUCUGCGCUUCUCCAUAGUUUGUUUGUUUUUUUCUUUUCUGUUGUUGUUGUUGUUGUUGUUUUGAGUUUUGAGGGGAGGGGGGUUUAGAGAAAUGCAGCGGGGACAGAACAGCAGGACUGCCGGUGCAGUAUAUCAUAUGGUGUGGGUUUUUUUUUUUUUUUUUUGGGCUUGUAAAUAUUAUGCAACCGCAAAACUGCACAACAAGAUUGAGGAGGCUGGUUUGAACUUCUUUCUUUGUGUUGUGUGUAUGUUUUUUUUAAAUUUCAUUUAUUUGUUGUGAUUUUUUUUUAUCAUUUGUUGGGUAUUGAUUGAAAGAGGAGUGCAUUUGUUUUUCAGUUGCAUUUAAAAACACAACAAACUGUGUGUCAAGUGCACUUUUGGAUAAUGAUUUGCAAGUUUUCAUUUUGAACUUUGUGCAGACCUCCCUCCAGGAAGACAUACUAUGAUAUUAUACUGUAAUAUUUUUUUUUUUGCAAGACAGGCCUGAGUGCAAAGUUUUUAGGGGAACAUUUGGACGCAUGUUGUGUAAAAGCUGAGGAGAUGAACAUGUGGCCACAAUAUUAUUGGAUCCAGACUGCACAAAAGAGAAAAAAAAGGCUUUUGCGCACCAACAAGGCGAGGAUUCCACAUACUGUUGAACAGACACGUUUUUUUUUUUCAUUUGAAUUCAGUGUCGCUUUUAUGCCACAGAUUCACAAAAAAAAGUGUUGUCUGCUUUUUCUAUUAACUCUUUCACGAAACGCACUAUAGACUAAAAAACAAAACCACAUAUCCCUCAUUGUGAUUGGCGGCCACCUGUAGCAUAUUUUCACUGGGCCUAAAAAUGAAACGCUCUAACCUAUAUUUUGUAAAAGAAAAAGUGCAACAACUUUCUUCUCAGAGGUUUUAUGUAGAGGUGAUAUUUAGGUAACACAAAUGUUUUAAUACAGAAGUUUGACUAUUGAUGUUCUAUGUUUUCCUGAUUUUUUUUCUGCCGGUCAGUAAAAAAGGGGACUCAGGUUGUGCAAAUUCUCAAAAUGAAAACAAACGUCUAUGUUAUGUAAUACUUUUUAUUUGUCUGUUUUAUUAUUAUUUGAUGAUUCUGGUUCUGCUGGCCAGAUGCAUAGUUAAAGUUUUUAUUUUAAUGAUUUAAAUUAAACGGUCAGAUCAUAUCGAUUAAGCAUGGUGCUUGCAUUGAAACUGUUGUUGAAAAGUCAUGCAUUUUAACAAUCUUUUGGUUUGUUACUGAUUCAACUGUGUUGAAAUCGAACUGAAACUGCAGCAGCGGGUUGUUGUUUUGUUUUCACCAAUUCCAUGUACUUAGCGAUGAUGGGGAUCAAUUUUCAAUCCUGUUUAUAUAAAUAAUAGUAACACUUAAAUUUGAACUGUUCCAUUCAGGCUGGUUUCUGUUUUGUCUUUUUUUUGGUUGUUUUUGGAAGAAAUUGUUUCCUAUUUUGCUUAUUAAAGUCAUUGAAAUGGCAAGAA